Messenger RNA from Oncorhynchus keta (chum salmon), 4934 nucleotides. Its product is annotated as clathrin interactor 1-like. Bases 2510 to 4126 code for a protein of 538 amino acids. Gene Ontology annotation, biological process: endocytosis. The record is from RefSeq and is a predicted model, not a curated record. Gene Ontology annotation, molecular function: phospholipid binding; clathrin binding. The transcript is spliced from 10 exons. Lineage: Eukaryota; Metazoa; Chordata; Actinopteri; Salmoniformes; Salmonidae. Gene Ontology annotation, cellular component: endosome; clathrin vesicle coat; plasma membrane.
GUGAAGUGGUCGAUUCAUGCCUGAUGGCGUUGACAGAACUCAGCACUCCUCUUGGCAGCCCACUGACGUAAAAGACAUUGUUUACUACUUAUAGCCUGUCCUUGUGACCUCAACACUCCUGAAUACUUUAUUAAGAGGCCAGGAACUACUUCGUAAAGAAGGCCCUCUCAAUCUCUGCCACUCCUCCGUGUCAAAAUGAUGAAAUUGUUUUUGAAUGUUCUUAUUUCUUCUGCAGGCCUGACAGUCUGUGGGCUGCUUCUUCAUUGGCCGUUCAGUUUUGAUGGGUUGUGAGCUCUCGAAGGGCACAGUACAGAUAGGGACAGUGAGUGAUGUCUCAUGUCAUGCUUUGUUUUAAUUAAAAUCGUCACUUUUUACCCCCGUCUGUAUUCAGAACAUUGUCAUUUUUCCCUCUCACGUAUUUCCUGUCUAUGAUUAGAAGGAGCAGAGGUCCUCUUGUGGUUGAACUGGGUCCCCUGAUCAUGUCAGGAGCAGACGGUAUCCUGAGGAUUGGCGCCAACGCUGGGACGUCCUGCACAGCUGUCUCCUGUCCGUCAUGGAGACCGCCAUGAUGGAUUCAGGAUGACAACGUGCGAACUGUGCUUAGGUAUGUGCAUCAGAUCAGGCCUCACUCCUCUGCCAGACUGGAUUUGGAGUAAGAGCAAUGACGUUGUUGUUGGCUGUCACCACCGUUGUUGAGGACAGCACUCUUCAAGCUGAAUGUGUACUCAUGUAGAUGGCUGCCUGCACCAGAAAAUCCCAUGACCUUUUCACUUGUCCUCCACAAUGAAGUCUCUUCUUGAAUCAUUUGCCACUGACACGGAGAUACAUGAGCCUUCAAGAUCCAAGGAGGUUGAGGUCCUAUAGAUCAGUCAAUAUAGUAAUUUUAUAUAAUAAUGAUGUAGCGAAUGGUGGAGCAGGGAAGCAAACCUGGGUUCACUGGCAUGAAAGGCAAACACCCUACGCAUCGCACCAAUAGGGUGUACCCCACUUAGUAGGAAUUGUAACGUGGCUCAUUUAGCAAAGAUCGCUACACUGCCCCCUCCGAACGGGAAGACACGUCCUUAUGCGUCGACCUACCGCAGUCACUCACGGCCGCCAUCCCACUUUUAACACCAAUGUAACAAACAGUGAGGCAGGGAAGCGAACCCGGGCCGCUGGCGUUAUAGGCAAACACCCUACACACUGCAUGGGAAUUGCAACGUGGCUCAUAUAACAAGGAUCGCUAUAAUAUUUAUGUUUAAGCAUAAUGAUGAGUUUAUUUGUUUUGGGGCUAUUUUUAAACGUCUUUGCAAGUUACAAACGUUUCUUUCUUAGACUGUACAGACAAAGUAGUCUUUGACAUAUUUUCAGCAUGCCUCUUGCUGUACGAAACUCCUCCCACUUCCUACCUAACUAUUGGUCGCCACACACUUAAUUUAAUGGGCGGAUUCGAUUAUGCUAAACUACGGGGCACUGCUCGAUGGCCCAUUGCGUCAUCGGGCGAAAGCGGGGAGGGGACACGCUGUAAUUUUGUCAACAAGGCAGCAUGGUGCAUCGUCCAGAAACAUACAUCUCUUUCCAUUAAAUACAUGUUAAAAAAGCAAACCAUUUUGCAAGGGAAAACACAGAAUUCUAGUACUUACUACAUGUGCUUAAUUACGUCCCUUUUGCGCCGGCUUCGCCGUGGUUUUGAACCCACGCCCGGGAAAGCAGGCCCGCGUGGGAUUAAUAUAACCCUCUCAAUUCAAUCAACCAGAUCAUGUCCACCUAAAAGAGGCUACCCCUUUAAAUGCCCCCACCUGCAAUCAUUAGCCCCUUUCAAACCAAACCAGCAUGGAAUCCUUGCGAUUUGUCAUUGACUUUAAAUAAUCUAAAAUAUGUUACCUGAAACCAUCAAUGAAGCCGUAAAGACAAACCUGUUUAAAUAAAAGGUCACAGGUCACCCUCUCCUUGUGUUCAUACAGCUGCACCCAUCCUUGAAAGUAGAGGAAAAUAAAAAGGAAAAUGCUGCACACUGCACGUUUCCAGGUAGAUUGUACUUUGUUGCAUUACCACAAGGGACAAAAUCUACACAAAAAUGUUAAAUAUAACAAUUAACAUCUGCAUACAAAAAGAAGCAGAGACAGCAGCCAAACAGCGAAAAGUUGUAACUAUUCAAUUCAUAGUUACAACGUCAAAUUUCAUACUUGUGUAUUUUACUAAAUAAUGAUUGGGCUGGCAGAGGUCUAGGAAGUAGGAACAUAAAGAUACCUCUCCUAUGUUCAUAUGCAGAUUGGUUCUGAGAACAGGCAUAAUGAAGUAGGUGAAAUGCUGCUUUCCUUGACCUUUUUAGGCUAAAUUAAAUCCCAAGCACAACCUGUCCGGGUGAAAUACACUGACGUUUAGAGGUCUCCCGUAAUAACUUGGCCACAGAGCUCGCGAAGCGGAAGGGACUCGGAAUUCUGUUGUCGGUGACGCAAGUCCAUCUGUGGUUGGAAACGGGACUGGACGACGCAUUAUUGGGGCGGCGAGCCACUGAUAGAGCGUCUACAUGCAAAACAUGUGGAAAGUCAGGGAAAUGGUGGAUAAAGCCACUAACGUGGUGAUGAACUACUCUGAUAUCGAGUCCAAGGUGCGAGAGGUCACCAAUGAUGACCCCUGGGGUCCCUCUGGACAGCUCAUGGGAGAGAUCGCCAAAUCCACGUUCAUGUACGAGCAGUUCCCUGAGGUCAUGAACAUGCUGUGGACCAGAAUGCUGAGGGACAAUAAGAAGAACUGGAGAAGAGUUUACAAGGCCUUACUACUAUUGGCAUAUCUCAUCAGGAACGGAUCGGAGCGAGUUGUCACCAGCGCGAGGGAACACAUCUACGACCUUCGCUCCUUAGAAAACUACCAUUUUGUUGACGACAAUGGGAAGGACCAGGGCGUCAACGUGCGUCAGAAGGUGAAGGAGAUGGUGGAGUUUGUUCAGGAUGACGACCGGCUCCGGGAGGAGAGGAAGAAGGCCAAGAAAAACAAGGACAAGUAUAUCGGCGUGUCCUCAGACAGCACUGGAGGAGGAGGAUUCAACAAGACCAGCUCGGGGGAAAUGUUUGACUCCGAGCCCAAGGGGAAGUGGGAUGAGGACUGUGACAAGAGCAAAGGAGCCUUCCCCUUCAGUGAGAAGCUGGGAGAAAUCAGCGACAAGAUCGGCAGCACCAUCGACGACACUAUCAACAAGUUCCGCAAGAAUGAGAGGGAUGACUCGCCCGACAGAAUCAGUGACAACGAGGAGGACAGGGUAUCGCAGAACAGCCGGCCGGUGUCUGGGUCAGAGAAGCUGUCGGAGUUCAGAGACGAGGAGGAGACUGUUACGACCACGAGCAUCCAGAUCAGCCAUGCAACGGAGACCACCACCACACGCAAACGUGGCGGCAUCCGCUCCAAGACCGUGGAUCUAGGGGCCGCUGCUCACUACACAGGGGACAGGGGCAGGCUGGACGCAGACAACGGAAAGACGUCUGCUAGCCAUUCUUCAAGCAGUAGCCUUGCAGACCUUCUUAUGGUGGACGCUGAGUCCAGUCAGACUGCACCAGCAGAACUUUGGACCAAUGCAAGGGGACUUAUUGCCCCAGCACGUGGAGCUCCAGAAGCCCUGCCUCCCCCCCACAUGGUCAGACCCCAGCGUCAACAUCAGCCUGGACUUCCUGUCUCCUGGUAUGCAGAUGACCACCUGCAAGCCCAGCCUCAACAACAUGUUACAGCAAGAUCCCCUGCUUUCAGGAGUCCAGCCGCCCAUCAACUUGACUCAGAGGUUUGGAGGCCUGAAUCUGAACAUCCAGGCCACAGCCACACCCAUCAGACUUUCCACCAACCUCAUGAUGCCCGCCAGUGCCAUGGGCCUAGGCAUGCCUCCCACCAUGGCAACGGGUACCAUGGGGAUGGGCGCCAUGCGAAUGGGAGGAGUGGGCGAAUGGGAGCCUGUCAAUCAGGGAAUUAUGAACAUGGUUGUGGGCACCCUGGGUAUGCCAGGGAUGGGCAUAGGGCAGCCCAUGGUCAACCCUGCCUUCCCGAACUUCUGCAACUUCGGGAAAUGAGAGAGCUGAAGGAUUUGUGUGGAAGAGUUUUGUUCAGAACACACCAUUAUGAACGGAAAGCUGCAUACGCGGACUACUUGAGAAAUAUCUAAUGUCUAAUAUUGACUUGCGCUCCCUUCUGCCCUCAGAACAGCCUCAGUUCGUCAGGGCAUGGACUCUAUAAGGUGUCGAAAGCUUUCCACAGGGGAUGCUGGUCCAUGUUGACUCUAAUGUUUCCCACAGUUGUGUGAAGUUGGCUGGAUGUUCUUCGGGUGGUGGAUCAUUCUUGAUACACAAGGAAAACUGUUGAGCAUGAAAAGCCCAGCAGCGUUACAGUUCUUGACACAAACCAGUGCGCCUGGCACAAACUACUUAACACCCUAUGAAUGGCACACUUACACAAUCCACGUCUCAAGACAUCCUUCUUUAACCUGGCUCCUCCCCUUCAUCUAUCUGAUGGAAGUGGAUUUAAGUGACAUCAUUAAGGGAUCAUAGUUUUCACCUGGAUUCGGCUGGUCAGUCUGUCAUGGAAAGAGCAGGUGUCCUUCAUGUUUUGUACAUUCAGAGUGUGUGUGUAAUCAAGAGUUUGAAUUUGUUUUUGGGCGGGAAGGGCUUAUCUAACAUUACAUUUUGUAUAUGGUUGAAAGCAUAUACAUUCUACUUUCUUGGUGUUUCUACCAACACCAGAUAAAUACUUCAGAAAACAUGUUUGUUACUGUGUCCCUUUUCUACUUUCAUGUUGUCAUGUCUCUGUUUUCAAACAUGUCAGAAGAGAGUUCAAGAAUUACCUCACAUUGACCAUACUUCAUGCCGGGACUCAGAACAGGAAUGGCAAAAUUUGUAAAUAUAUUUUUGGUGUGCAAAAACAAGUAUUAUUGCGCUAUUAAAGAUGUCUUGGAAAGUAUGGGCUUAAAGAACAAA